Molecule: messenger RNA, 9004 nt
Organism: Onychostoma macrolepis
Lineage: Eukaryota; Metazoa; Chordata; Actinopteri; Cypriniformes; Cyprinidae
Gene: fam135b
Product: family with sequence similarity 135 member B
Exons: 20
Coding region: 1021-5454 (1477 amino acids)
Source: RefSeq, a predicted model, not a curated record
UUUUUGCCUCUAAGAUAAAAUGAUCCAUAAAAUGUAAAUGAAAAUAAUAAUAUAAAUUAUUGCAAUAAUAAUAGUAAUAAUAAUCCCUCUGACAAUUACUAAAAUGAUUAACAUUAAUUAGCAUCAGCUAACAUAUUAGUAGUAGUAUAUUAGUAGUAACAAUGCUACUACUACUACCACUACUGCUACUACUAAUAAUAAACCUCUGACAAUUGCUAGCACUGCAAUUUGCGAAACAUUCUCAAAUUUAGAGUCUGCAUAGUCUGAAAUAUUAUUUUGCCAUUUAAGCAAAAUGUCAUUCAUAAAAUGGCUUUUAAAAGAUACCAACCAAUGCUAAUAUAAUAGGGUGAACACAAAAGGGAAAAAAAGAAUUGGCUAUUAUUUUACAUUUAGUUAUGUAAUGAUUGGUUGAUUAAUUGACAGAUAUUGUUAAAAGGAAAAUAGUUCAAUCCAACCUAAGUGAAUGGCUGUUUAUUUUUCACAUAAAUAUUAAUCCUAAAUUUAAACUGUAGGUGCAGAGACACACUCAGGGUGUUAAUCAUGAGUAAAGCUAAAUUAUCUCACAUCUAUUGACACUGACGUAAGCCUGUACAGAUAGUGCAUUUGACAACACAGAGCACACAUCCAUCCCUUAUUAUCAUGCAUCCAGCCUCAGACGGAGGGGAGGAGAGAGAAAGAGAGAGAGAGAGAGAGAGAGAGAGAGAGGGGCCAAGCGAGUGGCGCAGCAGCACUUAGGCAGAUUGGACAUCAUCUCUGGAGGUGGGAGAACGCAAGCGCGCUACCGCAGCACGCAGGAGCUGAAUGAUCACCAUGGCAACAACAGCAUCAGCAUCAGUACCAGCAGCAGCAGCAGCAGCAGCAGCCGUGAGCCGCUCAUGCCCGUGUCAACACUGAGACCUGCUCCUGCUCUCAACACACACUCCCUCCCUAUCAACUUAAUGACAUAGGAUCAAAGCGGGUGCGCGGAUCACGCCUCUGGGUCGCGCAGCAGCGUCGUCGCACAGGCAGGUGAUGGAAUAGAUGAUGUCGGACGUACAGGGCACUGUGGAGUUCUCGCUGGAGCUGCACAAGUUUCACAAUGUGGAUCUCUUCCAGAGAGGUUUCUAUCAGGUGAGGGCAGGUCUGCGUGUAUCUCCUCGAGUUCCCCACAGAAUCACUGCCACAACACCUGGAUACACAGGCGAGUGCAGUUUCAGCAGCGCAGGGGUUCACGAUGGCGGCGUGUUCAGUCGGAUCUUUCAGAUCCUGUACAGGAAUGAAGAGGUGACCCUGGAGGACCGCAUGAACUUCAGAGUGCACCUGCUGCUGGACGGCGAGAGGGUGGAGGAAGCUGUGAGUGAGGUGGACGUCCAGCUCAAACUAGAUCUGCACUUCACUGACAAUGAACAGCAGCUGGCAGAUCUCUCUUCAGUGCCUCUGAUUAGCAGCAGGACGUUAGGUUUGCACUUCCAUCCACACCAAGGCCUACACCAUCACCUACCCGUCAUGUUUGACUAUUUCCACCUGUCCGUCAUCUCAGUCUCAAUCCACGCCUCCCUGGUGGCACUGCACCAACCACUGAUCAGUUUCGCACGCAGUGGAAAGGGGGCGUGGCUGGGUAAAGGCUCUCCAGAGAGUGAAGCUCCGCCCUCUGCGAUGUCAGUGGAGAAUCUGAUGUUUGGGGCGGGAUAUUGCAAACCUGUGCCAACAGAGGGCAGUUUUUACGUGCCGUCGGAGAACUGUCUGCAGAGAGGUUACACGUGGCACCGGCGCAUCUGUAAACUGUUGCUGGCGGCUCACAGAGCUCUGCGCUCCUAUUACACGGCGCUAAUGAAGGAGAUCCCUCAACUGCAACACAUCGAAAUGGAGGACCUCCCGCUUGAAGAAACAUUAAACCAGCUCACCAUUGAACUGCAGUUGCAGGGUGGUCAUGAGAAGGUAGCAGAACAGAUCAGUAAAGAUCUGACGCAGCUCUGUGCUCAGCUGUCUGCUCUUUGGACACAGUUUUUGGAAGCCACGGUCCCUAAUCCACAUAUCCGCUCACAUCUGGCCCAGGAGCACCACACACUCAGGGUCAGGAGAUUUUCUGAAGCAUAUUUCUUCACUGAACAUCCCAAAGAGUCCUCACUCACAUUUCAGGAGGAGCUUAUCAAUAGACAUGCACAGGUGGCCACAGAGAUGCGCAGCUCUGACUACCUGCUCCGAAUGCCUCCACUUCCUGUGGAAUGCCUGGACAUCGACGGAGACUGGAACAGCCUGCCAAUCAUCUUUGAGGACAGAUACGUGGACUCACCCUGUUUAGACUACAACCUCCAUGUGCAAAAUCAAAGCAUCUUAAACUCUCAGCCAUGUCCUGAGCCAAUAAGGAUGGAAGACCAAACCAUCAGUCCGGUUGAGGAAACACAGGACACCAAUUCACCAGCAACAACCCCUGAGGAACUUCCCUGUGAAGAUUACAUGGACUUGCCCACAUACAUGGCCGUGAUUGGCCGGCAGGAGGACUCCAUCAUUGACUAUAAAGAGACGAGAGCUCAAGCAGAGACUCUGAUUGGCCAUGUGGGUGAGACCGAUAUUGAUAGAAGCGAAUGUAUCACAACCUCAGAUUCAAGAAUUGAUUCUGUUGAUAAGAUCACAUGCCAAUAUGAAACUGAGGAAGGAUUCAAUGUUGACUGUAGGUCUGUAAACUGUGAUGAAGCAAUAGAUACAGGUAACCAGGAGAAAACUAGUUGCCAAAAAGAAUCAGUUUACUUUGUUGAAUCUGAUCAUGCAGGUCUAAAACAAACAAAUAUUACUGAUUUUAGUAGCGGACAAUCGUUGCUGCUUGUUCCGACGGAUGCUGCAGAACUUCCCGACCUCACCAGCCUUGACAGCUUUGAGUUCCUGCCCACUCAUAACCAUGACAACCAUCUUGAAACACCAGGCAAUACUGGGAGUCUUGGCAGCGACGAGCCACAGUCGGUAUUAGAUAACAGAUACAUUGAAGCACCUGCAAAGGAUUAUGGGAGCAAGGAUACAACACCAGCUAAUCUACUAAACACCAACUCAAUGGGAACUGACACUUUAGCCACGUCUCCUUCUCGUAAUGUUCUACAACAGAACCGUCGCUUGUCCGAAACUCCGCCCAAGGGCGUAUUCUUGGGCGGGGCUAAGCUAAUGAACCGCUCCUCCUCCGUGAUCUCGGACUCCGGUAUUGAGAGCGAGCCAAGCUCUGUGGCCUGGACCCUGGAGGGUCGAGGAGUUGUCGCAGGGGGUCGAGACGUCUUGCAAAACUUGGCGCGUCGUCGGCCAGGGCAUCAGAGCUCUUUGGAGGGCCUACAGACGGAAAGUCAUGGAAGCCUGCCCAGCGCCACACAGGCCUCUUUGACUUCCAUAAGCUCCCUGCCAUAUGAAGAGGAGGAGGAGAGACAGCUCAAUACUCUGACCAAAUCUGCCUCAGCACCGCAGAUCAACAGCCCUGACGACACCGAGGAGGAUCGUGAAACACCCAAUCAGGAAAAGAGGAAUGUUUGCGUGACCAAUCAGCAGAGUCUGAGUGAUGAAUCAGCCAAUGAGGUGAAGCAGAAUGUUCAAAGCAUUACUACAGAGGACAGAGAGGAAACAACCAAUCAGAGCUAUGAUUGGGUGGCCAAUCAGCUGAGGCAGAUUGAGGAAGCAGCCAAAGAGGUGAAGCAGAAUCUUCAAGGCGUUACUAGAGAGGACAGAGAGGAAACAACCAAUCAGGAGAAGAGGAAUGUUUGUGCAGCCAAUCAGUUGAGGCAGAGUGAGGAAGAAGCCAAUGAGGUAAAGCAGAAUCUUCAAGGCGAAACUAGGGAGGACAGAAAUGAAAAAAACAAUCAGGAAAUCGACAAGGAUGAGUUGUCCAAUCAGGAAACAGUAAAUCUUAAUUUUGCCAAUCCAGAAAUGUUACUAUACCAGCAAUUUGUUACGCAUAAUGGUGUUGAAAAUGCCACAGUGGAGGAAAUGGCUGAAAACUCACAGGAAUGUAGACCAGAGUAUUCUGGUCUCAUGAAUGACAACACAGAGGUUUGUAGAUGUGAAAAUGAAUAUUGCGAACACAAGGGGGCGCUAGAAUCAAACACAUAUCAAAAGGACCCUGACGACAUCAGUGUCUGUCACAUUCAUUUGAAUGAACUUGAGGAAAUAAGUAUGGAGAACCUUCCAGAUUCACCAAGCAGUGACAAAAGUAGUCAUGAAAUUGUGGCCAAUGAGAAAGAAAGGUCUAUUGAUCUCAUUAAGCUACCAGCCAAUGAGAGAGAGCAGCAGGCAAUAGAUGGGCAGAGCAGAGCCAGUAAUGUGUCAAGUACAGGUCUGGCAUUCAUGAAUAAAAAGGUGGUGGAGGUUGUCAACCUGUCGGUGUCAUGUGCACCCACGUGUCUGCCUUUCUCGUCCGUACUACGCGAUUCGCCAUCAGUUAGCGGAAUCUCCACACGCCAGGCCACCUCCCCUAUUACCCAUCAACCCCUGGGCUCCUUUGGAAUAAUCUCCUCGAACUCUUUCAUCGGUGCUGAUCAGGAAAUCAAUGAGAGAAUGAUUAACUUCUAUAAGGCAAAGGAAGCCUUGCUGAGGGAGCUGGUGUUCAGAGGCACUCUCUACAGUGACCUGCCUUACCUCGCCUCCGAUCAUCCAUACUUCCCUCCUGAGGAAGACGACACUGAGUUUGAGGACGGGAUACACCUCGUGGUGUGUGUCCAUGGACUUGAUGGUAACAGUGCAGAUCUGCGGUUGGUUAAGACAUUUAUAGAGCUUGGGCUGCCUGGAUCUAGACUGGACUUCCUCAUGUCAGAACGCAACCAGACAGACACAUUUGCAGAUUUUGACACCAUGACUGACAGACUUCUGGACGAGAUAAUUCAGCACAUCCAGCUGUAUAACCUCACCAUCCACCGGAUCAGUUUCAUCGGACACUCUCUGGGGAACGUCAUCAUCCGCUCUGUGCUGACCCGACCCAGAUUCCGCUGUUACCUCUGUAAACUCCACACCUUCCUGUCCCUGUCUGGACCCCACCUGGGAACACUGUAUAAUAACAGCACGCUGGUCAGCACAGGUCUGUGGCUAAUGCAAAAACUGAAGAAGUCUGGUUCCCUACUGCAGCUUACGUUCAGAGACCACACCGACCCACGACAGACCUUCCUCUACACGCUCAGCAAGAAACCAGGUCUGCAGUUCUUCAGGAACGUGGUGUUGGUGGCCUCUCCACAGGACAGAUACGUGCCCUUCCACUCGGCCCGCAUUGAGAUGUGUCGGACGGCGCUUAAAGACAGAACCACAGGUCCAGUAUAUACAGAGAUGAUCAAUAACUUACUCCAGCCGUUGCUGAGUGCUCCAAACUGUCGUUUGAUCAGACAGAACGUGUUCCACGCGUUACCGAACACGGCCAACACGCUGAUCGGACGUGCGGCGCACAUCGCGGUGCUCGACUCUGAACUCUUCCUGGAGAAGUUCCUUCUGGUGGCCGGGCUCAGCUACUUCAAAUAGACAUCAUGCCUUGAGUUGCGUGGCAGAGCCAAUCAGAUUACACGUAACGACAGCCAAUCGCAUUUCAUUUCGGAGUCAUAAUGAGCUCUGGAAUUUUUUCCAGUAAGUUCAGUCUUUGGACUCAAAGGAAAAAAACAGAAAUUGAAGAUUCAGACGGUGAAUCUGAACACAUACAUGUAAAAUCUGUACAGAAAGAACAUUGUAUACUAAGCAAAUAUAGAGGAAACUAACAGCUGGAGGCCUACACAAGCCUUAACAAAGCUUUAUGGCGUAGUAACUUAACGUUGAAUAAUCCUAGCUGGAAAUUUUAUCUUUUGAAUGUAAAUUCGGUGUGUAGCUGGUGUUGUAAAAACAGCCUUGGUUCUUCAUUCCCUCCAGUCACCGAACGUAUAUUUGCUGCGCCGUACAUAACUUGAAGAGGUCAAUAUCACUGGACUUUAUACUUGAAGAGUAAAUUGGGUCACUGGCGUUUGAGUCUGUGUUUUCAUGUUUCUUUUUACUAAGUCAUUCUUUUGCAGUUUGAGUGUUUCGACUGUGUUAUGUUGUGAAGUAAGAGUCUCACUGUGAAAUAAGCCAAAUCCAUUGUGUUUUCUGUAUUGUGAUGGAAUACAUUCUGUCUGUUUUCCCCCGUAAACAUGUUCAUUAGAUGCGCAGAGAACAUGAUCUGAAUGUGUUUACCAUUCCAGCCUUAACUAUCACAAAGUGAGUGUUUCUGAACAUCUCCAAUUCUAUUGUUUCAACGUUACGUUCAUUCAUUUUAAAUGGUUAGUUCACUAAUAUGAACAUUCUGUCAUCAUUCACCCUUCAUGUCGUUCCAAACCCGUUCUUCUUUCUUCCAUGGUACACAAAGUAGUGUAGUAUCCAUAAAUGACAAUAUAGCCCUAUAGAAACAUGAUAAAAGCAGUCAUUAUAAGCUGAUUUCAAAAUGAUACAUUAUUAUAAGACACUUUCAAAUUAAUUUGCAGCUUUUCAACAGUUUAUAUGGAUUCAGGAUGACUACAUAUUCAGGAUUGGAUGGGCUCAAAUAAAUGGGACAGAAUAAUAAAUGUGCCAUCAUCACACUUACUAGAAAAUAUACUUCCUUAUCUUGUUCUUUUGUAAAAUACUCUUAAGAGAAGACGUUCAUACUCUACUUACUAUGUUUGCAGGACAGCACAAUACUUGAAAUGCAACUGGUCUUCUUUCUUGCAUACUGAAAUGUGGUAGUUUCUUUUCUUCAUUUUUUUUUUUUUAUAUGAAUCCGAAUAUCUAUAGCCAUCUUUACACUGCAAAAGAAGCACAGAAAUUGAUUUUGUGCACAAAUGACAGAAACUAUGUUUGUAAGAAAAGUCUUUGAUUGUAUGGAAAGUUUUAAAACGGGUCGUAUACAGAAUUCAGUGCACACUGAGGCGAAGUCAAAAAUCUACACUGAAACUACCGUUGAAAAGUUUGGGAUUGAUACGAUUUUUUCAUGUUUUUGAAAGAAUACUUUUAUGCUCACCAGGGCUGCAUUUAUUUGAUCAAAAAAUACAGUAAAAUAGUGAAAUAUUACAAUUUAAAAAUAACCUGUUUCUAUUUUAUUAUAUUGUAAAAAUUAAUUUAUUCCUGUGAAGCAAAGCUGGAUUUUCAGCAUCAUGAAGACUGGAAUAAUGAAAGUAAUUCUGAAGACUGGAGAGUCUUCAGACGUGCUUUCAUUAUUCCAGUCUUCAGUGUGCUGUUUAAUAUUUUUGUGCAAACUGUAACACUUUUUUUUUUUUUUUUUCAUAAUUUUUUGAUGACUAGAAAGUUCAAAAGAACAGCGUUUAUUUAAAAUAGUUUUUUAAAAACAUUCUAAAUGUCUUUACUAUCACUUUUGAUAAAUUGAAUGCAUCCUUUCUGAAUAAAAGUAUUAAUUUCUUUCAAAAAAAACGGUAGCAUAUAUAAAACUUUAUCACCUUGCUUUUUAGCACUGAUAUUAAUUAUUUUUCAUUUUUAGAUUUGCCUUUUUCAUAUUUUAUUAUAUUUAUUAUUUCAGUUAGGAAGCGUUCAUUGAAAACCCCCCAAAAAUCGAGGGAAAUGUCCCAGUGUUUAUGGUGGUUGCAGCCCUGUUGUGUUUGUUUUAUAGAAUUUAUAGUCUGUUCUUUGUCGUGUAACAUGUUCUGCACAUUGUUUGGUUGUAGUAAGAAGCAAAACGGUUUAAAUUCACAUGUGGUUAUGUUAGCUUUUGGUUCUUUCUGGUCCGCACUGUACUCCUCUUGAGCAGCUUAUCUUAUUUAUUGUAUUGCAUCACACUGGAUUGACCUCGAUUUGAUCUCUUUGUGGCCCCAUAACACUUAGUUUUCCCAUAAAGUCUGUUCUUCAGCUGUCUGCUCCUCAAGGGUAACACUUACAAACAUCUCACUGCAGCCACACCUCACGUUUUCACCUCAUUCAGCAUCUUUAGCUCUUGUUUUCGGUGAGUUCUGGGUCUGAUUCAGCCGCUGUCAGCAGCGUGUGAUUGGGUUUAGAUCAGCGCCGCCGUGUCAGCAGAGUUAGAAGAUGCCCUUUCUGUCCCCGCUGAGCUUUUAUGUACGUGCUGAAUGCCGCUUGAUUAGUCGGUAAAUACGCUGUCACCGUGAUUGAUGCUAAUUUAACUCCGCCUCUCAGCACACAUCACUGUGUCACGUGACUCUGCUGCUGAAGGAGCCAUCAGGCAUAACGCACCAUUACCCAUCAUGCUCUGCUGCGCUGAGCUUGUUUGUUUGUUUGCUAGCUAAUUUGGGCUGAUGUCAGAGUUUGCUCACACAAGUCAAGCAUAUUAAUUACAGAAAUAGAGCUGAUCUGCGGUGCGAAUACUGACCAAGGGCAAAAGCAAGUGUAAAAUAUGGUUACUCAGAUGCUGGAAAAAAAGCGUAUUUGUCUCACAGUGGUAUAUUAACAGAACCUAUACAUUAAAAAAAUAAAUACUUUCUAUCCCCUUAAAGCAUUUAAACCCUUCAUUGACCCAUAUUCAGUGUUAUUUCUCUGGCUGUAUCAUGUUCAAUCAAAUGUUAUCAGUGAGAAAGUACAAAAAAGUGUUAAAUGGGUUAAAAAAAUGUGUUAUGAAGGACAUUUCAUGAUCUUUCCAUUUACAAUGUUACAUUUUCCAGUGUCUUUAAUUCAAUAAUCAAGCUGGUAACAGACAUCUAUAACACAGAUAACUCCCAUUCAAAUCAAAUAUUUAGGAGAGUGUGUGUUUCUACAAAGAGGCAGCUCGUCUCUUUAAAUGUUGGGUCUUAAUUCGGAGCCAUUUUUUCCAGCAUACAUUUGUGUUUUCAUCCAGAUCUGUGUAUUAAGCAAUGAAUGUGUAAACAGAUGAAAAUGUAUUCACUGUGAGACUAUAAAGUGUUCAUUUAAGUUUUUUUUUUUCUCUUUUUUUUUUUCCAAUAUGUAUUCUUGACAUCUGUGCCAAUGAUAUUCUGAUGGUUUUUUUUUCUAUGUUUGCUUUAAUUACUGUAUGUGUCCCUUGUAGUAGCUUAUGCCCAAAUAUAUAAAUACGUAUAUAUUCUGUGUACAAUAAGAAAUAUUACAUUAUAUGAUCAAAUGAAGUAUUACAAUAAAGAAUAUUCUUCUU